Trichechus manatus latirostris (Florida manatee) is the source of this 1027-nucleotide messenger RNA. RefSeq names its product ribonuclease A family member k6 (gene RNASE6). Gene Ontology annotation, molecular function: RNA nuclease activity; nucleic acid binding. The record is from RefSeq and is a predicted model, not a curated record. The coding region runs from base 236 to 721 and encodes 161 amino acids. NCBI's taxonomy places the organism in Eukaryota, Metazoa, Chordata, Mammalia, Sirenia, Trichechidae. Gene Ontology annotation, biological process: antimicrobial humoral immune response mediated by antimicrobial peptide; defense response to Gram-negative bacterium; defense response to Gram-positive bacterium. The transcript is spliced from 2 exons.
CUCUGCCAAGCCCUGGGUUUCCGUUUCCUGAGGCUCAAAACACUUCUUCCCCUGCCCUACAUGGGCAGCUCAGACAGGUCCAGAGAAGAAAGAUAGAAGACCUCUGAGCCUGGGACUAACAACUGCCUCCUUUCUCAGUAGGAGCCCCAACACCGAGAUCUGGUAAGAGGAGAAUCUUCUGGGCUGGGGAAAGAAAAGCAGUGAAGAUGGGAAGUUAUGGUCAAGUAGAUCGAACAUGAACACCUCAGAAGAAAAGAUGGUGCUAGAUCUUCUGGGAUGCUUUCCUCACCUCCUAUUGCUGCUGGGAGUAUGGGGGCCAGUGAAUCCACUUUUUGCUUUGCCUAAUAUUAUCACCAGGGCUCAAUGGUUUAAAAUCCAGCAUUUACAGCCAAGUCCUCUCCCAUGCAACAGGGCAAUGAGUAUUGUCAACAAAUAUACCCAGCACUGUAAGCCUGAAAACACCUUUCUUCAUGACUCCUUCGAGAACGUGACUGCUAUCUGUGACUUGCCCAGAAUCAUCUGCAAGAAUGGCCGAUACAACUGCCACAAGAGCCCAAGGCCUAUUAACAUGACUAAUUGCAGCCUCACUACAGGAAAUUAUCCUAACUGCAGCUACAGCAAUGCUGCCCUGUACAAGUUCUUCGUUGUUGCCUGUGACCCCCCUCAGCCGACAGACCCUCCCUAUCAUUUGGUUCCUGUGCACUUAGAUAAGAUCGUUUAAAUUUUCUGUCACUUUUCCCCUCACUUGGCACAGGUUCUGUUAUGAUCUCUUCUGCUUUUUCUUUUCUUCUGUUGCUUUCCCUGGUUCCUACAGAAGGAAGAAGAAAGGUAUUGGAAGAAUUAGCCAGAUAAGAGUUGGGACAAAGAGAAAUAAUUUUUCUCUCCUUUGGAUCUCUGUGUGUUUUGAAGGAAGGCAAUAGGAAAGAGGCAAAGAAGGGUCCAGGCCUCCAGAUUUUUAAAUUUGAGACUUUGCCAAGCUUUGCUGCACUGUAUUCAAGGCAAUAAAACCUCUUUCUGUGCAUUCUAA